Molecule: messenger RNA, 9818 nt
Organism: Emys orbicularis (European pond turtle)
Lineage: Eukaryota; Metazoa; Chordata; Testudines; Emydidae
Gene: CPLANE1
Product: ciliogenesis and planar polarity effector complex subunit 1
Exons: 53
Coding region: 27-9818 (3263 amino acids)
Biological process (GO): cilium assembly
Cellular component (GO): ciliary transition zone
Source: RefSeq, a predicted model, not a curated record
UGUGAUUACCGGGAGUGCUAAUAAGCAUGGAGAUCAAGUUAGAUGUUUUAGUCUCAACGUGUAUCAAACAUAGGAAACCUUGGCCUCGAAUCUCCUGGCUGGGACAGGAAAAAGAAGCUAUCUUUCUUUUAGAUGAUAAAUGUAUAAGUGAAAUUAACCUGUUAUCAGGAAAGACAAAGAAGAAAAUUCCUCGACUUCAAUCAUUGUUGAAAAAUGUUGUCGUCUUAGCAACAUCAAGAAAUGGUGCUUGGUUGGCAGGAAUAGUUACAACAGGAGAAUUAUUUCUUUGGAAUAAAGACCAGGACUAUCUGAAAAUUGUACCAGCAGUUGAAGAAUCGAGUAAGGUGGUUACAGCAGCACAAGAGUGCUCCAUGAGAUUGUACCUGUAUGUCUCAGGAGAUGGGAACAAGGUGCUACUCAUUACUCCUACUGCGUGUAUCUUUCUGUGGGAGAGCACAGAAUGCAAAAAUAUAUCCUAUCCUAAAAAUCCUUCACUGGCUGGGCGUUGGUCACAAAUUGUUCCUGAGGAAUCAGUUUUAUUGCCUUCCUCUGAAGAUAAAGAAACUGGAAUGAGUGCUGAUUUCAUCAAAAAUGAGAUACUAGGUGACUGCUGCUUGUGCUCUUUCGUGUUUUAUUCUGGGGAACGCUUGAUGCUGACAUUUUUGGCCCUGCAGUGGCAUGAAAACAGCUUCAAAUACAUUAGUUCUUUACCUUAUCAUAUCCACUGGGCACAGCAAGCAUGUUCUCUGCCCACUCUGGUUCCAGUGUGUGUGUCAGUAAAGUCGAGAGGAGCUUUGCUUACUGCAUUUUCAAGGGAUGGACUCUUACUGGCAGUAGCCAUUAAUCAAAAUGAUCCAAAGGCAACUCAGAUUUUGUUUAUAAAUACAUUGAAUUUUGUUACUGUUUCUGGUAGCCUUAAAGGUUGUAGUAGCAAGAAUCAUGUGGUUCCAUCCAAGUUUGUCAGGUCAUACUGGGUAGGUGACAUGAGCUGGACUCCUGAUAGUCUUUUUCUGGCUUGCAUGUUAAAACGUGGCUCCUUGAUAUUAUUGACUUGUGUGGGUGAAUUGCUGACCUUGGUUACUUCUGGUUGCUCUAUAGAAUUUGGACCAGCAGAGUUUAUUCCCUUUCAUCCACUAAUAACAUACAGACUGCAACAGUCUGUGUCUCAAGAUUCUAGUCAUUCUCUUGGUUCAUCCGCCUCUGAAAGUGAUCUAAUGAGACAGAGAUUUUCUGUAACGUCACACUCAAGCUUACCCUACCUUAUUGUCUCUGAUGGGUAUAUGGUUACAGUACUUAGGUUUUCUGAUAAUCUUUUACCAUCUGGAGUUAUGAGGUCACUUCUACUUGAUUCAGCCCAGAGGCUUGAAAAGAUACAUCAGAGUCUGAUGACACCUAAGUCUAAAGGGAAAAGGCUGCAGUUGCGAUCCUUGUCUUCUUUAAAAGCUAGCCUAUUGAAACAACAUCGAAACCAAAAUUCUACCCUUUCUACCAUUCCAAAAUUUCUUCUUCUGCAAGAAGAAACAGCAGAACUGAGUGAGAAAGCAGCAGAUUUACAGGAUUAUGAAGACAAAUCUGAUGAUGACAAGCAGUUUCAAAAUAACUCUUCUACUUUCUGCAGCCAGGGACCAAAUUCAUUUUUCAGUAGAGCUGAUCAAGGCCGGUUGGAAUUUGCAUCAAUGUUUGACACUGUUCAUGCAAAAGAUGAUACUGAUGCAAAAGAUGAUCUAUCUAUGGAACUAAAUUCAAUUCAGAAAAACCUUCUUGCGGCCUGGGGGAUAGGGAUUUCAAAAAAUGUGCAAGAAAAAGAUAUGCUGUUGAAUUACACAAUAGGUUGCAUUACCCACCUUUUCAACAUUCUCCAGUUCAUUAAAAGCCCUUUACUAAUCCAUGAUGCAUUUUUAAACAAGUCUGAAAAAUAUAAGCUAUGGAUGCAUGCUAUCUUAAAACAUUUUCAGCAGUGUUUAACUGUCCUGUACUGGGAUGUGAGAGACAGACAGACAGUUGGGCAUUUGGUAAAGCUGACAUCACAGACUGUAAAACUGAUGCUUAUUCAGCACCAAGAUCAGUUGUUCUCAGAAUACCUUUUGGGGUGCUUCUGUUUGCUGAAGAUGGUUGCACAUAGUCUAAAUGGGAAGUUCACACCUUGUUAUGAAAUAAUGUCUGCAUCCUCUGAUGUUAACAGUGCUGUAGAGCUUGACUCCCUGAUUGUGCCUAUUUUUCAAGUUCUUGAUGGGAGCAGUGCUCAGAAAUUUCGCUCACUGAAUUCUCUGGUUAAGAUACCUCCUCAGGCAGUAAAACUUGGUGAAAAGCCAGAAAACAGGUUGAUGAUAUUGUGGCGGUUAUUAUAUAAACAAGUGCUUCAGUAUCAGACUCAACUAAACAGAAAAAUAUCUAAGGAUGGCAAGUCAUUAACUGAAAUGAAGAUUGCACAUGAAGAAUCCAUUGUUGCACAACUUCUAUGUCAUAUACAGGCAGUCCUGCAGUCUUCAGGAGAGACCUUGGAACAAACCCGGAAGCUCAAUUCUGUGAUUGGUGAGGAGCAGUUUCUUUUAGGCUCAUACGAAGAAUCUGUGGAUCUGUGGAAGAGGGCUCUUCAAGAAACCAAAGCAAAAGGAGAAAAGAGGACACAGUUUCUUCAAACUAGGUAUUAUCUUGCUAUAUUAUAUUGCCACCUGUAUCACUACAACUUAACUGAGGCUCAGGGGCUGAGCGAUCAUCUUGUGAGAGAGAUACUAAGACGAUCUCAGCUGUCUGUAAGGCAGAUAGAAGAUUUUUCUGAUGCUGAAUAUUCGCAAUAUGAAUUGUGGAUGAUAAGAGAUGUUCAUCCUGAAGCUGCAAUGGCAGUAAUACAGUCUAUGGCACGAUUCAUGGCUGCCUACUUCACUAAUCAGCUGCUUUAUAUACUUCCCCCACAUAAAGUCGAUAUUCUACCUCCACUUCACAUCAACCAAGACCGGUUCCCUCGAGUUGUUCCACUACAGCACUCUGUGGUCACCAGUGCUGUUAGAGACCAGAACCUUUCUUCUGUAUGGACCGCUGAAUAUGCUCUUGACUUGCUCUUUGUGGGUGGACUGAUUCCAGAGGCUGUGUGGCUAGCACACAAACUUGGAGACUGGAAAAUGUCUGUUUCAAUAGGUGUGGCCUAUAAUCUGUACUGUCAAAGUGGUGGUGACUUAAGGUCAGAGAAAACAGAAUUACAUCUGCCUUUGAACUUGACUCCAACACAAAUUUUUCAGGAAAAACUACAGUCUUUCUUGGGCCAGCCAGUCAGUUUUGAAACAUCAAAUGAAGGAAGAACUAAAUAUAAACAAUUUACAGAUCCCAUUGAAGAGGAAGACGCAAAUGUCCUGUUUGGUUCAGUGCAAGAAAUACUGAAAGCAGCUGUUAUGGCAGAUGCAGACAUUCUCUCAGAGACAUUUCAACUUUUGAUAGACUCUGCCAAGGACCUCACCAGAAAAUUGUGUGGGUUAGUGCCUGAUGGGCUAUAUCUUCCUGCACCACCAUUAUACUGUCCACAACCAGCUUCUCUCAGUGAAAAAGACUACAAUGACUCUCCUUUAAAAAUUGAGAGAGAUUAUCGUCAGAAGGUGUCUGGGGUCCUUCAGCGAAUUCUGCUGCUCUUCCGGGCUGCUCGUUGUUCCUGCCCUGUAGCACAGUGGUAUAUUGUACAACUGAAAUGGGCAAGAAAAGUAAUGCAAAAGAUUCGAAUGAAAGGCACUCUUCCUUCAUUGAGUUCAUUUCCUGAAACUUUGCUUCAUUAUUCUAAAUUUAGUACAAUAUUCUUUAGACCUGCAUCUUCUGGAGACCAUCGCUUUGAAGAUGUUUCUUGUAAAACAAUAGGUUGCUUCAGAGAAUUAUGUGCAUUGUGUUGGAUGCUUCAUGUUCGUGAAAGGUUGUCUGACAGUUGCAGACACUACCAAACUGCAAGAGAAAGUAUGGGUAAUCAAAAGGACUGCAAGAAGGCUGAGUAUGAUGCCUGUAUAGUUGAGCAUUGUCUCAAUGCAGUGGAAUGGGCUUGUCGAAUGCUCCCUUUUGCUAGGUUUAUGAAUGUUGAAGAACUUGUUCAAGAUAUAAUUCUGAGCCUUGUUGGAGAAUUACCACCAAUCAGAAAGGUGGCAGAAAUUUUGGUGAAAGCAUUUCCUAAUUCUGAAGAUGUAAGAGUUCCAUUAAGGGAUAAAUAUCAUGCUCUUCAGCAGCGACUUAGACACUGUAUUGUCAGAGGAUCCAAAAGUGAAGAAAUGAUGUCUGUUGUUAUCCAAGCCACCCACAAAGUGAGGCUGAAAGCACUGAAACGUGUAAUAAGGAACAUAGGUCCCAUUGAAAUGAGCAUCUGGGAGCCAUCGGAAGAGGAGACACCAGAUGAUGAGGCACAUUGCUAUGAUAGAUUCUCAUUAGGGACCAGUCUAAGCAGAAGUACACUCUCAGAUUGUGGAAAUCCUCAAGUAUAUAGUGAUGCUGAAACAGCAGAUACACUCUCUGAAGCUUUGCUUACAGAAGAAACAAGAAAUCAAGCACCUUCACCUCAGAGGGAGAGACGGCCUCCCACAGAAGAACAAACUGGUAGUAAGAAAACUGCAUAUAAGAUAAAAUAUCUUAAUUGGAAAGCAAAACAUAAAGAACACAGUAAAGUUUUGCCUAAUCAGCAUACUUUGCCUGUGGUAGGUGCAUGGGAAUUUGAACGUGAUGAUGAUGAAUAUGUUAAGUUCUUAGAUCUCUUUUUGAGUUACAUGCUUGAAAGAGACUUCGUUAAUUGCAGUGAUCCUGGGAUUCCUUUUCUGACCAGCUUUUCUGAACUCCUUAGAGAACAUGAACUACACUCUCUCCUUUUUGAUGUUCAUACAACACUGAAACGUCGACAGGGCAAAACAAAUAGUCAGAAUGUGUUUAGAGCUGGUUGCUGCUAUGCUGUUACUCUUGCAUCUUGUGAUUCCAAACCAGCUUCCUUGUGUAAUGAAAAGCAAAAACAUUUGGAAAACCAAAUGUCUGUUUCAGUUCUACAACCAGCAGACUCCUCGGUGUGUGACUCAGUGAAUGGAGUAAAGAAAUACAUGGGAAAGGAAGGUUUAUUUGGCCUAAACCACCUGUCGGUUUACAGAGCACAAGAUAAAAAGCAAGAAAUAACUAUUACACCCAUAACCCAGACCUUGUCUGACCAUGCUUGCUCUAAUAUGCAAACUUCAGUGACCUGUAAAUAUAUGUACAAAACAAUUCAUGUGAAUGAUGUUCUACCAAGAGAGGAACUUGCUCUUGAACUGAAGAAUAAAUUUAGCAAUAUUGCAAGACUGCUUGAAUGGAUGAUCAGAUGGUCUGAUAGGAGAUUGCUAUGUGAUACCAACAAAAUAGAGUCAUUUCAAGAGAGCCGCCCAAUGAUGCAUGUGAAAACAUCAGCAGCUGCUAUACUUACAUCAUUAUGGCUUUUAGGACGACCCUACUGUGAUGAAUCGCAAGCUAGGAUCACUAGUUUUAAGAGUCCAGAUUAUCAGUACCUAAUGAACUCUGCAUCCCUACCAGAAACUAGACCCAAGAUACAGAAAGAAAGCAGUAUGGAUACAGGCCGUUCUCCAGCAACAGAAAUGCCACAUGCUGUCCAGGAUGUAAAUGCUUACGAUGAACUUUGUGAAAAUGUUUUAGGAAUAUCUACAAAAACAAAACAUUCUGAAAAGAAUGAAAUGAAUGAGAGUCAUUCUGUAACUCACAGUACAGAAGAAGGAGUAAUAAGUUUUGAUGAAGAAGUGGGAGCAUUCCUGCAGGAGGAGGAAGAUGCAACUUCAGAAAAUGAAGAGCUCUUUGAAGAACCAUUUGGAGUUCCAAAAAGCCCCAGUAUUUCUGUCAGCAUUAAACCUGUACAACAACAAAAAGAGGAGCAUAUCUCCACUCUAGAUGUAGAAUCUCCAUGGGAAGAACCCAUGAUGGAAAAGUUAGAAGAAAAAAAAGCCAAACAAAAUGGUAUGACUGAGGCUGUUUCCAGCACCAUUCCUCAUUCAUUCUGUUUAGAAAUGAAUGCAGAUGCUCCUAGUGUUCCCUAUAAUGGUCCGGUGUGUUCAAAGAAGCAAGUGGUCCAGGAAGGAGAGCAGAUAUCAGAGCCAUUGAACGUUUCAGAAGCUGUCAGACAGAUGCUCCAAGAUGAAAUGUUUAAAUUAGUUCAGCUGCAGCAAAUCAACUUUCUGAACUUAAUGCAAAUGGUGGGGUCAUCCUUUGCCAGCCUGCCAAAUAUGCAGCAUCUUCUGCAGCAGUCUCAGUCUAUUCAGUUGGGAGGAAGCCAGUCUUUACACACUGUAAGAGGCAGUGGGGCUGACACAUCCCUUCCUAUACAAUCUGCAGACAUUUCUCCGGAGACUCAGCUGCCCACUAAAGAAAAUGCUGGAAAGUCUAAUAAAAAGAGCAGCUCUCAUUCUCAGGAAAGAAAUAUCCUAAAUGAUCAAAGCAGCAAAGAAAGUAUACAUAAUGAUCCAGAAGUGAAUAUUUCUUUAAGCCUAUCAGAGAGCCAGUCCAAUGGAACAGGAUUUAUUCCAGCAUCUCAAGACUUGCUUCCUUCAGCUCCAGCCAAACCACUUCAUCUGUUAUCUCGUUCCCUAGAUAUUCAGAAGACACCCAAACUUAUCCCAGUUGCAAAAACCUUAAAUUAUGAAAAUGGUUUUCCUUUGCUUAAACUUGAAUCUGAUCAUUUAAAACCACUCAAUUUAUAUCCAUUAAAAGUUUCACAAGCUUUCAUCGGGUCACUCCCCCAACCAAGAGUAGUUUGGGAUCCAUCUAAUUCUUUACAGAACCCUCCACUGUCAUAUAUGCUAGGAGACAAGACUAUUUCAACGACACACUUGAAUUUGAAUAAAUAUGAUCCUGAAAUGAUAAGGCAAGUAUAUGAGGAAAAGAAGAGGUGGGCAGAAGCUGAAAGCAAGAGGCCUCCUAAACUACUUAAUCUGGAUCAGUAUGAAGGAGAGCAAAAUCUUGCACCUCUGCAGCACCUUUGUACAAAUGUGAGUGCAGAGAAGCCACUGAGUGCUGAGAAUGCUUCCUUCUAUGGAACUUACCCGCAUUCAACUGGAAUUCCUUUACUACACCUGCAGUUUGACCCAGCACCUAGAUUUCCACCAAUUAUAAGACCAUCAGUCCCUGCUUCUUUAAUACCUGUUAGACCUAUAACUGAGGAGACCAACUCCAGAGACACAUUACAGCACACAGGAAUAUCAAUUCUUCACACUAAUUUACCUCCAAAAAACAAGUUCCAACCACCAAAACUCAUCCCAAUUCAAAAUCUCAUUGCAUUUGAGCAAAGCCGCCAGUGUACCAGUGCACCACACGACUUCAUUGGACAAGACCAUUCUGGUCGGAUUGAGUUGUUAAAAGUUAACACUGAGCCAUUUGACGCAAGACACACAAAGAACAAUACAAAAAGGCAAAAGAGACGUGCUGAGAAACAGAUAAAAGAGAAGGAGGACAAGAAAAAACCAAGUGUGACAUUCCACCCAGAUGACUUCAUUAUUAGUACUGAUGAUAUGGAGAGAGUUUUUGAAACUGAGAUACAGGAUCAGCAAGCAGAAUCCAGCCGUUAUCUUGAAGAUGAUUUUGUCAUUUCACUUGACACAGUGGGAGAGGCCAUUACUACUACAGCAGGUCUACACUGCAUGGCUUCCACAAGGAAAAAACCCGCAGAAACUCAAGAUGCAAGCACAAAUACAGAUCCAGUUCUCAAGUCAUAUCAGGAUAUAGAAACUGGCUCUGAAGACAUACUUUCUGAACUUAGUAAAAACCAACCUAUCGCCUCUGUUCCUUCAACAGAACAUUUGGCUUCAAGAGUUCCUCAGAUGUUGCCACCAGACAUGUACUUAAACUUCAAGUUCCACACAGAAGUAGGGGAGAGACUUUUACCAUCCUCUGUGUCUGAUACUGCACCUGAUUUGAUUGGACACAAAUAUAUCAAUGUGAUUGACAUUGAAGACAGUGAUCUCUUCAAGGAUUUGCCUACUAUAGCUGAGUCUACAGACGAGAUGGUUACCACACAACAACAUGAGAACUUUGAAGUUCCAUCUUCUGCAAAGCUGCAUCACAUGGCAGCUUCUGUUACCAAUGCAAUUCCACCUAAUGAAUUUCAGGGAAAAGAUGACCAUCAAAAUGGUCUGUUCCCAGUGCAAGAAAGGGAUGUAAAAUCAGAUGCUGCUAGAGACAAUCUAACCUGGAACCUAUUGCAUGAGGAUGUCCGCAUCAUUCACUCUGCAGGACUAUCAGCCAAAAUCAUUAGCAAAGAACACUUUAAUACAAAGCUGCAGGAAAUGGAUAUACAACUGCAGGCAUUACAGAACAUAGCAGAAAAUAUGGAGAAGGAUUUCAGCAAUACUAAAUUGAUAGUAAAAACAAUAGAAGAUUUAGGAAUGGCUGCCAGUCCGAACUUGGGUGUAGCUUCCUUGUUCUCUGAAGGUGUGGGAGUUAUUGAUGAAGCACGUUAUGUGAGCUCUGUGGACUUUGAAGAUCUUAUGGAAGAAGAAGAGGAGGGUUCAAGACCUGAAUAUUCUGUAACCAGUUAUACAGCCUUGCAAGCUCACUCUCUUUCCCCUGCAACUUCAUCUGCUAACCUUCUGAGUCGUAUAAAGUCAUCAUCCGACAUUCAUAUAAAUGAAGAUUUAGGUGAUAGUUUUAUAGACAAUCCCCUGCAAAUUACUGGACUGAGUGGUAUUACUGAUGUUAUUGAUGAUCUUGUAACAGAGGGUGGCAUUUCCACUACAGAACUGGGCAUUACAAAAACACAGGCUAGAAGUAUCUCCAGAAUCCAUGAUACUGCAGCUGGACAGUCUCCAAAAACAGAAAGAAAGAGAAAAGAGAUACAAGCAUGGAUGAAAAGAAAAAGAAAGGAAAGACUGGCAGAAUAUCUUAAAAAACUGGAUGAACAAAGAGAGAGAGAAUAUAAUCCAUUUAAUUUGAGAAAUAAUAUGCAAUUUGGUCUCUCUGCAAAGGAAAUCAAAUUGAGCCAGAAAAAGAAAGAUGAAAAAGAUAAAGCCCUGUUGUCUGAGCAUCAUAAUCUUAGAGUCUCACAAGCGCUUUCCCUAAUGAACGAGAUGCUAUCUGAGAGAGUGCAGCUUCCUGCAAGUGAACUUAGACCAUUGUCCAAAACAAUGAGAUUCCCUCGAGAUUUCAGAAAGCAGCACCUCACAUCUGCGAGAGGUCGUCCUGGUAGUCGAAGUCUAUCAGCAAGUCAAGCUGAAAGGAGCAGAACUGCUGCCAAACCUGACUUUGGUCAAGCAAGAUCCCAUUCCACUCCACCUCAGGGUUUAGCUCAAUCUGGGGGAACUACCACUGUGGUAUUACAGAAGAAUAUAUCCAAAGGGAGGAUUAGAAAUGCAAGACUUUAUCCUGUUAACUCUAGGCAAGUUGCCAUUCGGCCUCAAGACCAAACAUCCCAAGUCACUCUCAGAGGAAUGCUGACAGAUUUUAACCAGAGGAGAACAUGGUUGCAAGGCAAUGCAAGCCAGAGGCAGGGCUUGAGCAAAGGAAGACCUAAUUCGGCCAGACAAGCCUCUGAUUAUCAAACACUCAGCACAAGGAAUCUGAGAAGACCUACACCCUGUGCAGCUGCAAUUCAGAGAGAAGAGACAGGUCUUGAUUAUGAGUCUGAGCGAGAUUCAAUAAGUCCCUGGAGUGUCCCUGAUGAUAUCCAACGACUCCUUCAUGACAAUUAUGAUUCCCUACUUGAGGUCUCUGUGCCUCAUGAAGAGGAUUGCUCUCCUCUUAGCAUUAAUGACAGUGUAUCUGAAAGCACAGGAAGUAUCUUGAGCAAACUGGACUGGAACGCUGUUGAAGCUAUGGUAGCAAAUGUGGAAGAAAAGUGA